AUGUCUGAAGAAGCAAAGAAGCCUCGAUUCUGGAACUAUCCUCCCCCCAAACAAGGGCCAGAUGUUUUCUCCGUGAACAAUGCUGCACCGAAUCCUGUGCUCCGUGGAUACCCUUUGGCGGUGGCGGCGUGGAUUGUCGCCUCCUCCAGCUUCGUCUCCAACAUAUUCUGGAAGAAUGCCAAGUUCGACCAGCUGCAAGAGGUCAAGGAGCUCGAUGCGUAUGAUCCUCGCUAUGAUCCUACUGUCAUCCCCAUUACGCCCCCUUCAGACGCCAAACCAGUUUCUCUGAACGAUCUUCCUGCCCCGAAACCUCGCCAGCACCCACAGCAGCAUUACACCUCCGGCGACUAUGUCUCGCUCUACCAAGCAAGAAAGCUAACACCGUCUGACGUUGUGGAAGUCCUGAUCUCGCUGAUCAGCAAGGAAGCAGGAGGUGAACAUUCCAUUGCUUUCCUCCAAUGCAGAGCAGACCUCAUCAGACAGGCUGCUCAGGCUUCUACGAGGAGAUACCAAGAAGGAAAGCCCCUUGGCCCCCUUGACGGUGUGCCUGUGGCUGUCAAGGAUGAGGUUGACCUGAAAGGCUACAAGAGGACGCUGGGUAGUGCCAUGGACUUUACCAACAAGGACGACGAGACUGCCUGGUGUGUCAAGCAAUGGGAAGACGCCGGGGCGAUUGUGAUAGGGAAGACGAACAUGCAUGAGAUUGGUCUUGACACCACGAACAACAAUCCCCACACCGGCACGCCCCCCAACCCGCACAACCCAUCCCACUACUGUGGCGGCUCUUCCGGCGGGUCCGCCUACUCCGUCUCCACCGGCCUUGUGCCCAUCGCCCUCGGCUCCGACGGCGGCGGCUCCAUCCGCAUCCCCUCCUCCCUGUGCGGGAUCUACGGUCUCAAACCGACGCACGGCCGCGUCUCGGGCCAUCCCACCCGCGAUCUCGGCGUCAGCGUCGGCGUCUACGGUCCCAUGGCCAGCAAUCUCGACGACCUCCGCCUCGGCUACCGCGUCAUGGCGAAACCGGAUCCCAGCCAAGCGUUAGGCAAGAUGGAGGAGGAGCAGGGGGAGGGGUGA
Endocarpon pusillum Z07020 is the source of this 1074-nucleotide messenger RNA. RefSeq lists its product as uncharacterized. NCBI's taxonomy places the organism in Eukaryota, Fungi, Ascomycota, Eurotiomycetes, Verrucariales, Verrucariaceae. The record is from RefSeq and is a predicted model, not a curated record. The transcript has 4 exons. Bases 1 to 1074 code for a protein of 357 amino acids. Gene Ontology annotation, molecular function: catalytic activity.